AUGAAUAGGGUCAGUUUAAAUGAAAUUUAUACAUUUUGUAAUGGAACACCAACUACAAGGAACAUGGUUGAAGGAGAAAAUAUUUUAAAUUCUGGGCAUUUAAUUCACUGUGGGUAUACUAACAAAGAUGAUGCUAAUAUCAAUUUGUUUGCUAUGUGUCUUCAAACAUCUGCAUUACGAGACAAACCCCAUGAAGUUUAUGGAACUUUGAGCUUUCAAAAUGAGAUUACAUGGAUUGUAUCCCAAAUGGUUUGUUCUUGUAAAGCAGGUGCCAGUCAGACUUGUAAACAUAUUGUUGCUACAUUACUUCAUAUUAACAGAUCUGGCAUAAAUAUUUUGGAAGAAGUUUCACAGACUGACUUAAAAUGCACAUGGAAUCAAAAAAAGCCAGCUUUACAGUCGUAUGCACCUAAACCAUUAAAGAACCAUUCUUAUUUUAAUAAAAGUAAAAUACCUAAUACAAUAGGCAAUAGCUCCAUCUGA
Molecule: messenger RNA, 483 nt
Organism: Macrosiphum euphorbiae (potato aphid)
Lineage: Eukaryota; Metazoa; Arthropoda; Insecta; Hemiptera; Aphididae
Source: the annotation of a GenBank genome assembly